Molecule: messenger RNA, 2476 nt
Organism: Plutella xylostella (diamondback moth)
Lineage: Eukaryota; Metazoa; Arthropoda; Insecta; Lepidoptera; Plutellidae
Gene: OstDelta
Product: oligosaccharide transferase delta subunit
Biological process (GO): protein N-linked glycosylation
Cellular component (GO): membrane; oligosaccharyltransferase complex
Source: RefSeq, a predicted model, not a curated record
UGCUACGUCGAUGAAUUUCCGUCAAUUUGUCAACCUGUUGGCCGGCUUUUUACCUAAAGUUUUCUUUAUUUUCUGUGAUUACGCCCAGUAAAUAGCAAAAGACUGAUUUAAAAUUAAAACUAAGGGAAUUACUCUGUAUGGGUAACUAGUUAAAAUGUACCAUAAAGUACUAUUCCUACUUGUAAGUGCAUUGGCUCUUAUAAAUGCCAACACAAUUCAAAGCACAAUAGAUGUGAACCGGCUGCAAGGCAUAUUACAGGAUAAUGUGAGGAGCAAGGAUAUCACUUCUCUAUACUAUGCAUUGAAGGGACUGAAACAACUUAAUGCCAAGAUACCCAAUGUUUGUGAGGAUUUGAAAAAUGCCAAAUAUGAUCCAAAGAAUGUAGAGCACAUAUUCUAUCUGACAAAUGCAGCUGCCAUCUCCAACUGCCUGAACAUCCUAAAGCCGACCAUCAUGGAAGUGCCGGUCCAAGUGCUGGACAAGGCCGACGCCACCAUCCCUGAUUUGUACCACGCUGUGUAUGCCAUGAAAGCCUUGGGAAAAGGGACCAUUUUCGACAAAGAGGAUGCCCUGAAAAACCUUAUUCAGCUGUUGAAGAAAGAUGAUUCACCAGCUAAUUUCGGCUACGUAUUCGUCCUCUGCGAGCACAUGGGCUGCGGCAAGUGGACGGCGAGCCACGCGGAGGGGGUCCUACAGGGCGCGGACGAGAGCGACGCGCGCGCGCUGCACUUCGAGGGCGGCCUGCCCGUCACUGCCGCGCUGCUGGGGACUGUCGUCAGAACAUACAAAGCGCAGAACACCCCGACGCCCUUCACCGCCGAGCAGCGCGUGAAGUUCGCGGAGUACCUGCUGUCCCGUCGCUCCGUGACCACGGCCCGCGGCGCCGCGUUGCUGCUCGAGGCCGCGCUCGCGCUCGCCGAUGAUGAGCCAACCCCAAUCGCGAUCACGAUCAAAGGCAAGAAAUACAUCACAUCUGAAUCGGACAGCAUCGAGAUCUCGAUCACGGAUCUGAUUGGUCGCGCCGUGCGCGGGCUCAAGGCCGGCGAAGUCGUCGCCCAAUCAGGGACCAGGCUGGCCGAUGACGUCGUCGUCUUGUCCAAACAGCCACUCACACAGAAGCCCAACGAACCCACGACUUUCGUCCUCAACCUCAGCAAGAUUAAGUCUCAAUACGGCGUUUAUAAGAUCGCUUUGAGCGCUGGCUCGAAGACUGCCAGUGUGAAUGUGGCUGUUUUAGGAGAGAUACAGAUCGCCAACGUGGAGAUCGGAGUGGGCGACGUGGACGGCACCACCAGCCCCAAGACCACGACCGUGGCCUACCCCAACAAGCUGUCCGAGGUGCUGCAAGCUGAUCACAUGCAGAAGGUGUCCCUCAAGUUCUCUGUCCGAGACAAAGCCAACAAGCCGGUGGCCGUGCAACAAGCCUUCGUGCACAUCGGCAGCGCGCAGCACGAUGAAGAGACGAUCUUUGUUGCUGAACCGGAUAAUACCAAGGCCUAUAAGGUGGAACUUAACGUAGCCUCUCUCUCCUCUCACCUGCGCGGUCUUUCCGGCGUGUACACCGUGUCCGUGUUCGUGGGCGACAGCGCCGUGUCCAACCCCGUGGCGUGGCCGGUGGGGCAACUGGCGUUCAACUUCGGCAAGGAUGGGACUGCUGUUGGUGAAUCAGUAAAAACCCCGGCCAAGCCGCACCGGGGCCCUCUCCCCGAGAUCACGCACUCGUUCCGCGAGCCCGAGGCGCGGCCGCCGCGCGCCGUGUCCGACCUGUUCGCGCUGGCGUGUGCCGCCCCGUUGCUGCUGCUGCUGGGCUUGUGGGCGAAGUUGAGAGUGAAUCUCUCAGCUUUUCCCUUCACGCCUAGCGCCCUAGUGUUUCAUCUGAGUCUUGGCGGUUCCCUGGCUCUCUACGGAGUGUUGUGGCUGAAGUUGUCAAUGUUCGAGACAGUCCGCUACCUAUUGCCCCUUGCGCUGGUCACAUUCCUGUCGGGACACCGGCUGCUGCGCCGAUUGGUCAGCGACAAGACGAAGGCGCGCUAGGAUUGCGCCGUCCGUGUUCGAAGCUCCGCCCACACCGCACAAGGCACGCACGUGAAUGGCUCAUGACAGUUGACACCACUUCUCAUUGGCUGUUGAAAUAAGUGGCCAAUCAGCUAAUUAAUAGUUUCAUAUAUUUUUGCGUGUCGGAAUAAGAAUGAGAUUCGAACACAGUUUAGCGUUAUAGUGUAAAUGAGGCGAGAUGUGUCACAAUAAAGUUAAGGUAAAACUUAAUCUUACUGCGUAUUGUUGAUUUUAUUUAUGAAGUCAGUUUCUAGAUUUAUUCCAAACUCUAGACUUUGCUGAUAAUAGUGGUGGUAUUGAUUGCUCCUUAAAAUUAUCUGGGUAAAAUGUAUGUCGCUGUUAAUAAACUUACGAAGCGUUAAGCGUACCAAUGUAUGAAAGUGCAAUUUUUAUGAGUAAAUGAUUUUAUAAAUUAAAAAU